Messenger RNA from Emiliania huxleyi CCMP1516, 2889 nucleotides. RefSeq lists its product as hypothetical. Gene Ontology annotation, molecular function: oxidoreductase activity; fatty acid synthase activity. Lineage: Eukaryota; Haptophyta; Isochrysidales; Noelaerhabdaceae. Gene Ontology annotation, biological process: fatty acid biosynthetic process. The record is from RefSeq and is a predicted model, not a curated record. The transcript is spliced from 2 exons. Bases 1 to 2889 code for a protein of 962 amino acids.
AUGGGACCGCUGCUGCAGAUCGUCGCGGACCACGUCGUGCAGGGCCGGGUCGUCUUCCCCGGCGCGGGCUACAUGGAGAUGGCGCGCGCGGCUGCUGUCGCCCUCUCGAGCGGCGCCACGAGCGCCACGCUCUCGCGCGUCUUCUUCCUGCAGCCGCUCGUGCUAGAGGGCGACCUGAGCACGCUCGCCGUCAGCAUCGAGAUCAGCGCCGCGGAGGAGCGGUUCGACGUGACCACCGAGGACCUCGAGGCGGGCACCAAGACGUCCCACUGCGCCGGCGGAGCGACCGCUCUCUCCGAGGCGAUGCCCUGCUUCUCCCACGCGGCUCUCCGCGCGUCGUGCACUCAGCCAGUCGACACUGCCGUCCUCUACGCGGGCUUCCGCUCGGUCGGCCUCGAGUACGGCCCGCUUUACCGCACGCUCACCUCGGCGCGCGUCUCGCGAGGCGCCGGCGUCGCCGUUGGCCAGCUGCGCCGCCGCUCGCGCAAGGAGGGCACCAGCGUCCACCCCGCCGACCUCGACGGCUCGCUCCACCUCACUGCCCUGCUCGCCGAGGCGACGGCGGCGGGCGAGAUCCGGCUCCCCUUCUCGGUCGGCGAGGCGGCGCUCACCGACGUGAGCGGCUCUCCGUGGCCGGUGGCGGAGCGGCAGGGGGCGGGCAAGGCGGGCGUGUGGAUCGGAGCCAAGGACGCGAAGGCGGCUAGGGACUCGCCCGGCGCACGCCUCACCAACUUCGAGACGCGUGCGCUCAAGGCGGCAAUGCGGGCGGCUCCGGUGCGCAGGCUCACGCACCUGUACGUCACGUCGUGGCAGGCAGCGACGGUGCCGCCCGCUGAGAGCGCCAGAGCGGCGCUCGUGAUGUGCGCCUCUGCUCCGGCCGUCCCAGCCUCGUGCUCCGGCGUGGCACAAGCGGCCGCUCCGUCGGCGUCGAUCGGCUCAAUUGUGUAUGCCGUCGGCCUGAGCACGGGCGCCAAGGCCUCCGACUCGCUCGCCGGCCUGGCUGCUGCCGUCGACGUUGUGCGCAUGCAGGUCAUCGCGCGCUCCUUGUGUCCCGUGUGGAUGGUCUCGGCUGGCGCCCUCGCCGCCCGCUCGGCUGGCACCGGCGCCUCGAGCCAGGCGGGUCUGAUGGGCCUGACCCGCCAGGCUCGCUCGGAGGCGCCGCAGUCCUGCCUGCCGCUCCUCGAUAUGGACGUUCUGCGGCCCGGUGUGACGGAGCUGGCGGCCGGCUCGAACCUGGCCGGCAAGCUCGGCCUCGGCUUCAGCGGCGCCUCGGAGCCCGAGGUAGCCUUCGACGACAUGAUUCAGCGUGUGCCGCGCCUAGCCGAGGCUGCCGGAUCGCUCGGCGGCCCGAUCAAGCUCUACUUCGACGCGCGCGGCGCCGUGAGCAACCUGAGAGUGGUGCCUCAGGCAGUGGACGACUCCGAGCCGGUCCCUGGCGAAGUCAAGCUGCACGUCGGCGCGGUCGGCCUCAACUUCCGAGACGUGCUCAACGUGCUCGGCGUAUACCCGGGCGACCCGGGCCCGCCCGGAGGCGACUGCGCCGCGCACAUUGCGGCCGAGGGACCCGGCAGCUCGCACAUCAAGGUCGGUGACGCCGUGCUCGGGCAUGGACUGGCUGCCCUCGCGUCGGUCUCCAGGUCGGACGCGCGGCUCGUGGCGAGCAUCACAGAGUCGCUCUCCUUUGAGCAGGCCUGCACGCUGCCGACCACUUGGAUGACGGUGCACAUAUCCCUCCUUGCAGCGAGGCCGGCAGCUGGACAUGGCGUGCUUCUGCACGCUGGAGCGGGCGGCGUCGGCCUCACUGCGCAGGAGUACUGCCACCUCAUCAGAAGCAGCCCAUCUGCAAGCGUCGGCCGGCCAUACAAGCACUUUUACCUGGCUCGCAUGGGCCUCGCCGGCCGCACUGUCAGCUCGCGCGACAGCGGCGCCUUUGCAGUCGGCGCGUCGAGGCUGCUCGGCUCGUGCCGGCUGCGCUUCUCGCUCAACAGCCUGUCGGCGGACUUCAUUGCGUGCACCUUUGCGCUGCUGCGGCAGGACGGCUGGCUGUGUGAGAUCGGCAAGCGCGCGGUGUGGAGCUGUGAGCGGCUUGAGUCGGCGUCGCUCUCGAGGUACGUGGCGAUCGCGCUCGACUCAACCAUCGAGCAGAUGCCGGUCUGGGUCCGUGACACGCUUCAGCUGCUCUCGCGUCGCGCGGACGCCAUUGUGCUCCACGGCCUGCCGUUGCAGACCUUUGAGCUCGAGAGGAGCGUCUUGGCCGCCUUCCGCACGCUGCAGGGCGGCACCAACACGGGCAAGGUGGUGGUGCGCAUCCCGAGGACGGCUCCGACGCCACCGCGAGGCGCCCACCUGCUCUCGGGCGGGACCGGCGGCCUCGGCCUGGUCACGGGCAGGUGGCUCGGCGAGGCCGGCGCCGAGUCGGUCGUGCUGGCGGCCCGCGGCGGCAAGGUGGCAGCCGCGGAUGGCGAGACGCUGAAGAAGGAGUCAGAGGACGGGGAAGGCACUAACGUGGCCGAGGUUGACUAUAACAUUGAUUUCGACACAGCAGUCGACGACCGCGCGAAGCUCGAUGACGCGCUCAGGGCUGACCUCGCUCGAUCGCUCGGCGUCGACCCAACCAAGAUCAAGAUAAAGUCGGUCUCCUCGCAGAGGGUCAAGCAGCUUGACCCUCUCGUUCAAGAGCACCAGGUGUUGUAUGCGGAGCAGCCGCAGCGGUGCCGCGCCGGAUGUGGCAACCUCUGCUACUCAUUCUGCCCAGGCUGCGCCCAGGACGAGGGUGGUGGCCCGGCCGCGGGUUUCUAUUGUUGCGGGAAGGAGCGCAACUGUCUUGCAAAGCAGCACUGCAAGCGCUGUUGCGUCAGGCCGUCCAUCAACCGCUCAUGUACGUACUGA